Ramularia collo-cygni is the source of this 1311-nucleotide messenger RNA. RefSeq lists its product as uncharacterized. Lineage: Eukaryota; Fungi; Ascomycota; Dothideomycetes; Mycosphaerellales; Mycosphaerellaceae. The transcript has a single exon. Bases 1 to 1311 code for a protein of 436 amino acids. The record is from RefSeq and is a predicted model, not a curated record.
AUGACUCCGAGAUCCAGAGCCCCCAAAGCAACCCGGCGCAGCACACCUGCUGCAGCCACAUCCGGAAUUUCGAAGGCUGGCCAGCGCCGCAUCUCCACGAAGCCCGGCAUUCGCACUCCACCCAAACCAAGGCAGAAAUCUAAGCGUUUCCAAGAGGCCAAGGAUGGCGAUAUGUCGUCAAUGGUCAAAGUUGGCUGGGGCGCAGAAAAGAUGCUCGCCACCUACAACGAGACACAAGUCGCGAAAGGUCUACCAACAGUCGAGCAAAUCGACGACCCCCACGUUCUGAGCCUGAUUGAGACCCGCAAGAACGCCCAACAGGCUAACACACGAAGAUAUCAAGCCCGCAAGACAAAGCAAGCCGCACUCGGUGACAUUGACGCUGCGAGGAAGCUGAAGUGGAGUGACCAGCGAAUCAAGUCACUGCAUUUGUGGGUACGUAACGGCCGCAUCGGAAUCUUUGAUCAAAAGCUCAACCAGGAAGACGACGAGGAUUCUGAGGACUCUGAGGAUUCCGAGGAUUUUGAAGGUGAGUCAGAGGCUGAGUCCGAGGAAGAAUUAGAGGCCGAGUUGGAGGAAAACCCAGAGUAUGAUUUCGAUUUCGUGCUUGGAUCGGAACCAGACGCCGUGCGCAAGCUUGAGCCUGAGAUGGACUUGGAGGACAACAUCCAGGUGGCCGGUCCACCAGUCGAUGGAUGGCCUCGAAAGAUGCUCCACCAGGAUCGCACACCGCCCGCGAUGCCGUCCUACCCCUCCGAGAACAUCACCAUGUUCGAUCAUGAUCAGUCCGCCGACGAUGAAAAGUGGGAAUUUUCUGAAGAGAUAUCCACGGGCUAUCCAGAUGUAAUGUCAUUGCCAGAGGACAACGCGCCUGGCUCACCGGAGGGUAGCGCUACCAACUCCUGGUUCGAGCUCCUGCGAAAUGACCAUGCCGACUUCCCCAAAGUCCGCACUAACACUGAGCUCCCAUACCACAGCCAGCAGCACAUGAGCAUGACCCACCCACGUACCGAUGGGGCAAGCUCAUCUGACCCGUCAAUCUACGACAACUCCUACCUGCCAUACAACACCAACAACGGCUUCGAGCAGUAUGCCAGCCGCACCGGAGAUCCGUGGUCAUUGGCGGGUGACCACCAACUCUACGCCUCUCAAGACGACAUCCACGCCCGGCAAUACGAGUUCGACGAAGCCUCUCGUGCUCUGCAUCUAGCCCAAGAGCGGGUCAACGAGGCAAAUCGAGAGCUUCUCGAUACAAAGCAGCGUAGCACCUUCAUGGAUCAUCAGAUGGAGUGGUUGAACAUGAACCAGUAA